Molecule: messenger RNA, 1127 nt
Organism: Brachypodium distachyon (stiff brome)
Lineage: Eukaryota; Viridiplantae; Streptophyta; Magnoliopsida; Poales; Poaceae
Product: thioredoxin-like protein YLS8
Exons: 1
Coding region: 585-1013 (142 amino acids)
Biological process (GO): mRNA splicing, via spliceosome
Cellular component (GO): spliceosomal complex; U5 snRNP; U4/U6 x U5 tri-snRNP complex
Source: RefSeq, a predicted model, not a curated record
CUUGGCGCGGGCCUUGAGCUUGAGCGCGGAGGGUUGCGGCGCGGUGCAGGGUCCCUCGGUGGCGAUCUUGUAGAGGCCGUAGAGCCUGAGCUGGGCCUCCUCGGGGACGCGGGUGCCGGCGGCGGCGUAGGCGGCGCUGAAGAGAAGGCUGCAAUGCUUCGGGCGCGGCAAUGUCGAUCUGGCGAGUCGGGAAGCGAGACGGCCGCCUCGUGCGGAGCUUUGUAGAACGGGGCGAAGGAGUUCAUGUCGGCACCCCAUUGCUCUAGCAGAUUUCGCCUCGGAGAAGAGUUCGUCUGCGGGUGGGAGGAAGAGGCGGAUCGGGGAGGAUUAGGGGGGCGAGGUGCAGAGGGAGAUCUCAGUCGGGGGCGGCGUGCGAGGGGAGUGGAUAGGGGUCGGGCUAGGAAGUCUGUCCUUCUACGAGUCGGUUUGCGUGAUGUUCGGCUACUCGUGCAGAUAUACGCACGGGACGUGUAGCUAGAACUUGAACCGUGAGAUACUUGAGAAAAGAAGAGCACUUGGCUACGAGUUUCCCAACUAGAUCGUGCUAGAUCGAUCUGUGGAUAUCACGAAUCAGGCAGGAGAAGAUGUCGUACCUGCUGCCGCACCUGCACUCCGGAUGGGCGGUGGACCAGGCCAUCAUGGCCGAGAACGAGCGCCUCGUCAUGAUCCGCUUCGGCCACGAUUGGGACGAGACCUGCAUGCAGAUGGACGAAGUGCUGGCAGGGGUGGCUGACAAAAUAAACAACUUCGCGGUAACCUACCUCGUUGACAUCACUGAGGUUCCCGACUUCAACACCCUGUACGAGCUCUAUGACCCAUCGACGGUGAUGUUCUUCUUCCGCAACAAGCACAUCAUGAUUGAUCUCGGGACGGGAAACAACAACAAGAUCAACUGGGCGAUGAAAGACAAGCAUGAGUUUCUUGACAUUGUAGAGACCGUCUACCGAGGAGCUCGUAAGGGUCGUGGUCUGGCGAUUGCUCCCAAGGAUCACUCCACCAAAUAUCGUUACUAAGGCGUGUUUCAAUUCUCUCUGCCUCUUUAUGUGUAAUUUCGAUUACUACUCUCGCCCAUCCAUCGCCACCGAUCCCAAUUUAAUAUAUUGUAAAUAGAUUUAGUUUUCGGAUAU